This is a messenger RNA of Carassius gibelio (silver crucian carp), 2213 nucleotides long. Its product is annotated as raftlin-like. The transcript has 9 exons. The coding region runs from base 192 to 2213 and encodes 673 amino acids. NCBI's taxonomy places the organism in Eukaryota, Metazoa, Chordata, Actinopteri, Cypriniformes, Cyprinidae. The record is from RefSeq and is a predicted model, not a curated record.
AGGGAGCAGGAGGAGUCUCGUUCACACAGCAUCCACUCACCUGCCUCCAGUUCUCACACACAAGCGAGGGCACGAGAGUUAACAGAACGAUUGAAAAUCGACAGAAACCGGAGUAGAGCGAACGAUAAUUAGGGGAGAAGAAACGACAGUGGAGACUCAAAUCGAGAGACAAUCAAAGAACAACAGCAGACAUGGGCUGUAAGUUGCAGAAGCCUCGAGGGUCAGAUGAAGCUCCGGGGAAGAUUUUCUCCACCCUCAGAAGAGCACAAGUGGAGACACACUCAGGAGUGGCUUAUACAUAUCACUUCCUGGACUUCCUGUUAGGAAAAGAAGAGGUGGCAGUGUCCUCACUUCUGUGUCUGUCAUCUGUCAGAGAGCUUCCUCUCCAGGUGUGUGAGUUGUAUCAGAAGGGAUUCGUACUGGCUGCUGUCCAUCCCUUUGUUCACUCCUGCGGCCCUGCUAGUGCUAACCUUCAGAAGCAGUUACACCGAGCCGUGCUCAUCCGAGAAACCAACAGUGGUUCUGAAAGUGGCCUGCUAAACUGGGUUGAUCCUCAUCUCACGACAGACGUGUGUCACCUUGGCCACCAGGACCCUGACCCAGAAGUUAUACAGGGCUAUGUGAAAAAGAUGCAGGAUUUGGCUGAUCAGGGUGAUCUGUUCGUGGGUUUUUUGCCCCAACCCGGUGGAGGUCCAUAUUUCCUUGGUCACUGGGAACCAGAAGAUCUUUCCUCCUUGCACUCCAGCCCCUGUUCUGUGCAUCAGGGGCCCCCGACCCUCAGCCCUGCGAGCGAGCAGAGCCAACAGGAUAGAGACAAUGGUGAUCAUCGAAACCAGAAUCAUACAAACUUUAAUUCAGACAAUGAAGACAUUGUGAGCCACAGCUUUCAAAUACAAAGCCCUGAGAGCAGCCAGUGUUGGAAUAAUCACAAUCCGUUCACUGAGAACCAUCAGUGUCCAGAUUAUCAGCACUUAAACUUUGAAGGUGAUUGUACGCAGGCUGAGCAUUUAAAGAAGCAAGUGCCAUCACAUGAGUUUAUAUUACGCUCUUGUGCACCAGAGCCACAUCAGACUCAGAGUAUGAGAAUGCAGCCAAACUUGCCCUGCUGUGAUUUGGCAGAAAACAACAAAAGAGAACAGGUCAAAAGCCAAGACAAACACAGCAAGCGCACAGGAACCACACCGUUGCUGAAUCGUGUGCAGGUGUUCGCGCUGUACAAUCAUUCAAUAGUUCUGGCGGGAUCGCCAAAGUUCUUUUCUUUGAGGGUUCCACUGCAGGUGCGCAGGGAGGCGGGGCUUGUUAGCUCGUUUGACUCCCAUUGGCUGGACCACAUGACGCAGCACUUCAGAAGUGGCGCGCAACUCAUCGACGGCUACUUUCACCUGGGAGACGAUGGAGCAUCUCCUUCCACUGUGGACAGUGUUUUUAUCUUCCAAAGUGCUUCAGGUGAUGCCAGGCCAACCACAGAGUAUGACGCCAUUGUAGUUGAGCAAUGGACUGUUAUUGAUGGUGUUGCGGUGAAAACAGACUACAUCCCUCUGCUUCAGUCUCUGGCUCCAUAUGGCUGGAGACUAAUGUGUGUCCUGCCCACUCCCAUCGUCAAAAUGAAAAGGUUCCAAAUCCAUACUAACCACUUGAAGGAAGGGUUCACCAAAAGUACAAAUGUGCCAAAAAAUAAACAAAAAAGACCUGCAAAAAAACUCUUCUCAGGUUUGUCAAAAUUGAUACAGAUUUUAUUACCUCUGUUUUAUUUUUGUUUUAGUGAUGGAAGCUUGGCCACAAAACAGAUCCUCUUCCUCCAGAGACCCACGCUGCCUCGCAGGAGGAGAGACUUGAUGAAACUGCACCUCAGAGGUCAAAACAAAAGGAACUUAAAUAAUAAAAGGACACCAGAGAGGGAGAUAUCACCGCUGGCAACAAUUGAGAGAGAAAUUGAACGAAUGGAGAGAGAAAAUACAAGUCUGAUGAGACAACGUGAGAUUAUCCAGAAGGAAAAUGGGCAAAAUUUGCCAGAAAGCCCAGAGAGGAGAGAUCGAGCGGAAAGGAUGGUGGAAUUCCACAGCCAGAGGAUAGACAUCUCAAACAUCAGCCCUGCAAAACAGGAAGGAAUUACAAACUGCAAUCAGGAAUUAAAGCGCACAAUUACAUGUGGUAAACAUGAGGACGUGCGUGUGGUCAUAACAGAGAGAGCUUUAUUCUCUGGAGUGUGCUGA